Molecule: messenger RNA, 795 nt
Organism: Olea europaea var. sylvestris
Lineage: Eukaryota; Viridiplantae; Streptophyta; Magnoliopsida; Lamiales; Oleaceae
Product: zinc finger protein ZAT9-like
Exons: 4
Coding region: 1-795 (264 amino acids)
Molecular function (GO): DNA-binding transcription factor activity
Source: RefSeq, a predicted model, not a curated record
AUGGCUUCUGCAGUGGUGGGUUUGAAUGAAUCUGUGAAGUGGCAGCUCAUAAGGCUUGUCAAUGGAGAUUCUAAACCUAGUGAAGAUCUGGACUCCAAGGUUAUGAAAGGUGAAGCCAUUAGUAGCAAUUAUUGCACUCCUGAGGAUGAAACUGAUGAUGCUAAUCAAGACUUUCAUUUGAAUAAGGACAGAGAGAAGGCGUUUCCUGUUAGAGAUGAAAGUUUGGAUUCUUCAUCAGACGAGUUUAACUAUCCUUAUAUUUAUCGUACAAGUGAAUCUAGGAUGAUCAAAAUAAAGAAUAUAAAAGAGAAUAUAUCAAUGGAACCAGAAUCGCCAUCAAAUUUCAACCCUAUUGGAUUGGCGGCCGAAUCUAACACUCCGGCUGUAACACCUGAUAAAUACAUUUGCAGCACUUGUCGCGUGAGUUUUCUAACUCCCCAAGCACUAGGUGGGCACAGAUCAAACCACAAAAAGUUCAAGGUGAAGGUUUACAACACCAUUGAUGAUCAGUCUUCAAUUGGAGCUUCCUAUACGAAAAAUGUAUCAAAAGCCAAUGCGAUCAAACAAUUGGAAGCUCUUGGAGUUCAAAAUCAAUGCCACUGCACUGGUGAGUGCAAUCAUGCUGAUCAUGUUACAUCUAUAGAUGAAGCAAAAAAAGAGAGAAAAGUUCAUGAGUUCGACCUCAAUGUGACGCUUGACGAGGAUGGCGAAAAGGGGAGGGAGCUUGAUAAUACAACCAAGGGCGAAUCCAGGACUUCAACUCAGCUAGAGCGGCUGUUGAUCGUGGGCCAUUGA